AUGACGCCUCAUCCAGCGGCCCCGCUCAAGACAGUCGUUGCGCUGGUUGAGAUCUAUACGCUCGAGGGCGCCACGGCGUGUUCGCCGUUCAUCGCUCUGCUGCACCGUCUCGGGGCCAAGACGACCCGGACAUGGACGGACCGCGUGACGCAUGUCGUUUUCAAGGACGGCUCGCCUACGACUUUGCAGCGUGUGAGGCUCCACAACAAGGAUGUUGACGAAAGCGGAGCUGGCUCGCAUAUCCACUGCGUGAACAGCCGGUGGGUGACCGACUGCGAUGCGGAGGGCAAGCGGAUGGAGGAGUCGGAUGAGGCUUACGCGGUUGACCUUGCGGAGGUGCCACGCGGGGGAGGGCGGCGUCGCAAAUCGAUGGAGCCUGCUACGCUUGUGAAUGUCGGGGGCAACGUCGUCCGCGAGCGUAAGGGUAGCUUGGGUCGCAGUUCGCUUGGACGGUCGCCGAUGAGAUUUGAUUCCCCGGCUAAGGCGGAGGAGCAGAAUAUGAUGGAGUUGACGCCGGAGCUGACGGCCACUGAGAACAAGGAGAAUGAGGCUGAAGAUGCUGCGUCGCCGGUUACCCCGGCGUAUCUAGCUGCACCGGAUAAGCUGAUCCAGCAGACUGCACCUAUCAACCGCAUGAGGAAGCUCGGGUCUAGGGCGCGGGAGGCUGCGAAGAAUAGGCGGCUGACGUUCUUCAAUGGUGCUGCAUAG
This is a messenger RNA of Baudoinia panamericana UAMH 10762, 708 nucleotides long. RefSeq lists its product as uncharacterized. The record is from RefSeq and is a predicted model, not a curated record. The transcript has a single exon. NCBI's taxonomy places the organism in Eukaryota, Fungi, Ascomycota, Dothideomycetes, Mycosphaerellales, Teratosphaeriaceae. Bases 1 to 708 code for a protein of 235 amino acids.